AUGCAUCAAGGCGCUGAGUGCUUGAAAGAUGCCCACCUGGAGUUUCCCCUGAAAGGCGCGACAGAUCUGCACCCUCUUUUGCUUGUAACGCAGCGGGGCGGACAUACCACAGCUUUCGAGUCUAACCCUGGGGAAGUGGUUGCGCAAGCGUGCGAGUACCUCAUCGGCUGUCCAACUAAACCCCAUUUUCAGGGGGUCGGUCGAUGGCAGAGGAAUCGAUUCGACUGUAUCUGGCACCGGAAGGUUGAUGCAGUAAUGCAACCAGGUACCCUGCUUACAAGCAUCAACAGCAACGCAGAGGGAAGUUGGAAGAGGGGGAGCAGAAUCAACCCAUCUUCACCGCCCGGAUAUGCUCCUUCGCUGUGGCAUCACCAAUUCAUUCGGUCGAGUUGGUCCACGUCGCAUGCUGAGCCAACGCAGAGACUCAAGCUCGUCCAGCCAUUGCAGAAAUGCAGUGUCCGCCGGCCGUCCGUCCGUCUAGACCGUCUCGGCACCCGACCGAAUUCCUCACCGCCUCCCUUCUCCCUCCUCCCUCCUCCCAACGACUCCCGAGCUCCAUCUCCCACCUCCUCAAACCCGGGGCCCACAUGCGCCGGAAGGCCUUGCCGCUUCGGUCCUGGUGUGUCGGAGACCACUCCGGUACAAUGCCACGCGAGAGCUGUGAUUGGCGGGGUGGCCUUGGAACGGAACACCAGCACUGCAGUACGAGUUCGCCAAUCGCGCCUUAAGGCCCAGGCCACACAAGGUGGCUAUGUCCCGAGACAGAUUGUGGCUGAAGUUCCGAACUUGCCCACGACCAGCUGCUCGGGAGGCCUGCCUAUCGACGAAAAUCGAUUAUUUUCCAGCCUGUUGGGCCGAAUGCGACGACGUCUUCGGCCAGAGCGUCGUGAUCCGGGAUUUAGCUGCCCUGCCGUGCCUGCGUCGGGCCCCCUUGCUCCUGUUGGCUACAGGCCUGGCCUGCUGCGCUCUCUUCCUCGCCAGGUCGCCCCUCGCUACUCGCAGUCGCAGUCGCAGCGCCAGAGGACGCGACAGCGACGGCGAACGUACUACGGUACCAGCCACACUUGGGGCCUCCCCUCCCCGCGGCGAUUAUUCAUUCUCCCCUCCCGUCCCACCCGAGCCGCCACUUCCCGGAUCCGAACAUGGCCCUGGUGGCAAGCCAAUGUCACUCUUAUCCAAGAACCCAUGCCCAUAGCAUUGGAAGGGAAAACGCAGGCACGAUGCCCGCCAAGCCACCCUUCGUACGAAAUGUCACUCCGCCGAGACUCAACAGAACGAACACUGCAAGCUUUCUACGAGGACUCUGUAAGGAGCUUCUCCUGUGUAAUCCAGUGGUCAUCUACCAGCGGCGUCCGCUUACCGGGGCGUGGCGCCGUCCGGUCGCCCCAAUCCUUUGAUGUCUCGGUCGCGGCGUGGAAGCGGGAGAAUUUUGCCGCACCACGAUGGACAAUACGUAAACCCUACGUCGACUCGAAAACGCCAACCAUGCGGUGUCUUGCGCGACGCCUCGUCGGCACGUCGCCGAGUGACCUUUCCUCAUGUGGACGGCAAUUCAAGCUCAACGCCGGCCCACGCAAGGAACGCCAGGAAGAAGAACAAGAAAGCCAACAUUGUACCACCAAAACUGAGGCUUGUCUUUUCUUGCUUUCCUAUGAGAAUGAUGCUGUUCACUGGCACUACAGCGGCUCUCCCUCUACAUUGACACCCCCAUAA
Messenger RNA from Colletotrichum paranaense, 1713 nucleotides. RefSeq lists its product as uncharacterized. The transcript has 4 exons. The coding region runs from base 1 to 1713 and encodes 570 amino acids. Lineage: Eukaryota; Fungi; Ascomycota; Sordariomycetes; Glomerellales; Glomerellaceae. The record is from RefSeq and is a predicted model, not a curated record.